Molecule: messenger RNA, 5908 nt
Organism: Myotis brandtii (Brandt's bat)
Lineage: Eukaryota; Metazoa; Chordata; Mammalia; Chiroptera; Vespertilionidae
Gene: MCF2L
Product: MCF.2 cell line derived transforming sequence-like
Exons: 32
Coding region: 556-4098 (1180 amino acids)
Biological process (GO): intracellular signal transduction; positive regulation of Rho protein signal transduction
Cellular component (GO): extrinsic component of membrane; cytoplasm
Molecular function (GO): protein binding; guanyl-nucleotide exchange factor activity
Source: RefSeq, a predicted model, not a curated record
GGACCCUCUGGCGCACAGGACUAUGCGGCAUGCACACAGCUUUCAAAGGAGCUCAGAUGGACAGACACGGAAGAGCAGCAUCACGCAGCCGCCUAAGUGUGCGGCUCUGCAGCCUGUCUUCAUCCUGGGGAGGUGUCCUGGGGCCAGAAGGUCCAGACCCGGCCCCUGGGUGGCAGCCCCACAGGGCUUAGAGGACUGACAGCGGCUGAGCGCGGGGCUCCUGCAGGGAGGGUCCGGACGGGCGACACAAAGGGCCGCAGCUGCUGCUGCUGCGGGAGCCUCCGUGCCGCUGGAGUCUCAACAGUUAACUGUCCGCAGGCAGAAUUAGUGGCCACAGCCGAGGGCUCCUGCUUCGGGGACAGCCAACCCGAGGCCCUGGGGGAGCCGGCGGGCAGGCAGCCCUGCAGAACACCAGCGGUCCGUGUCCCUGCCGCGGCCAGCGGCGGGCGGCCGGCCCAAAGAUGGAGCCUCGCAGCCUUUCUUUGUGCGCCCAGGACGGGCGUUCCUGGAGGCAGGUCGCCGCCUCCUGACGCCGGCGCGCUGGCGGGCGACAGCAUGACCUUAAGUCUCAUCUCCUUGCUGUCCCAGGACAUCUCCGGGCUGUGGCUGCUCCUGAAGACCAGCACAGAUGAAAUCAUGCACCAGGACAUCACCCCGCUCUGUGCUGCCGACAUCCAGGACCAGCUGAAGAAGCGCUUUGCUUACCUGUCGGGUGGGCGGGGGCAGGACGGGAGCCCCGUCAUCACCUUCCCGGACUACCCGGCCUUCAGCGAAGUGCCCGACAAGGAGUUCCAGAAUGUCAUGACCUAUCUCACCAGCAUCCCCAGCUUGCAAGAUGCUGGCAUCGGAUUCAUCCUGGUCAUAGACCGAAGGCAGGACAAAUGGACCUCCGUGAAGGCGUCAGUCCUGCGAAUAGCAGCAUCCUUCCCGGCAAACCUCCAGCUCGUCCUUGUUCUGCGACCAACAGGAUUUUUCCAAAGGACUCUCUCUGACCUCGCUUUCAAAUUCAACAGAGAUGACUUUAAGAUGAAGGUUCCAGUCAUAAUGCUGAGCUCAGUACCAGAAUUACACGGUUACAUCGACAAGUCCCAGUUGACCGAGGACCUGGGCGGGACCCUGGAUUACUGCCACACCAGGUGGUUGUGUCACCGCACAGCCAUCGAAAGUUUCGCCCUCAUGGUUAAGCAGACGGCCCAGAUGCUGCAGUCCUUCGGGACCGAGCUGGCAGAAACAGAGCUGCCCAACGACGUCCAAUCGACGAGCUCGGUGCUCUGUGCACACACGGAGAAGAAAGACAAAGCAAAGGAGGACAUGAGGCUGGCGCUGGACGAGGGGCAGAGCAUCCUGGAGAGCAUCAGGGAGCCUCUGUCCAAGAGCCCGGAGCAGAGCCUGAACCAGGACCAGCUGGACAACCAGACCACCGUGCAGAGGCUCCUGGCCCAGCUGAAUGAAACUGAGGCUGCCUUUGAUGAGUUUUGGGCAAAGCAUCAGCAAAAACUAGAACAGUGUCUGCAGCUCCGGCAUUUUGAGCAGGAUUUCCGAGAGGUCAAGGCCGCCUUAGACGUGUUGGCUCAGAAGAUAGCAACCUUCACGGAUGUGGGCAACAGCCUGGCACACGUGGAGCACCUCCUGAAGGACCUUGCCAGCUUCGAGGAGAAGUCUAGCGCGGCCGUGGAGCGGGCUCACGCCCUGUCCCUGGACGGGGAGCAGCUCAUCGACAACAAGCACUACGCCGUGGACUCCAUCCGCCCCAAGUGCCACGAGCUCCAGCACCUCUGCGACCAGCUUGCCGCCGAGGUCGCGCAGAGGAGGGGUCUACUCAACAAGUCCCUGGAGCUGCACGGCCUCCUGGAGGCGUCCAUGAAAUGGUGCGAUGAGGGGAUUUACUUGCUGGCCUCGCAGCCUGUGGACAAGUGCCAAUCCCAGGAUGGUGCGGAGGCAGCCCUCCAAGAAAUUGAGAAGUUUUUGGAGACCGGUGCAGAAAAUAAGAUCCAGGAGCUCAAUAAAAUUUACCAGGACUACGAACCCAUCCUCACCCAAGACCUGAUGGAACACGUGCAGAAGGUCUUCCAGAAGCAAGAGAGUAUGGAAGAGAUGUUUCACCGGAGGCAGGCGAGCCUGAAGAAGCUGGCGGCCAAGCAGACGAGGCCCGUGCAGCCCGUGGCCCCCCGGCCCGAGGCGCUCACGAAGUCGCCCUGCCCCUCCCCAGGUGUCCGGAGAGGUUCUGAGAACAACAGUUCUGAGGGCAACGCACUCCGGAGAGGGCCCUACAGGAGGGCCAAGAGUGAAAUGAGUGAGAGCCGGCAGGGCCGGAGCAGCUCCACGGGGGACGAGGAGGAAAGCCUGGCCAUCUUGCGGAGGCACGUGAUGAACGAGCUGCUUGACACGGAGCGGGUCUACGUGGAGGAGCUGCUCUGUGUCCUGGAGGGCUACGCUGCCGAGAUGGACAAUCCACUGAUGACGCAUCUCAUCUCAGCCGGCCUUCAAAACAAGAAGGACGUCUUAUUCGGAAACAUGGAAGAAAUCUACCACUUUCAUAACAGAAUAUUCCUGAGGGAGCUAGAAAACUACAUAGACUGCCCAGAGCUGGUUGGAAGGUGUUUUCUAGAAAGGAUGGAGGAGUUCCAGAUCUACGAGAAGUACUGUCAGAACAAGCCCCGCUCCGAGAGCCUGUGGAGGCAGUGCUCCGACUGCCCGUUCUUCCAGGAAUGCCAGAAGAAACUGGACCACAAGCUGAGCCUGGACUCCUACCUGCUGAAGCCAGUCCAGAGGAUCACCAAAUACCAGCUGCUCCUCAAGGAAAUGUUGAAAUACAGCAAGAGCUGCGAGGGGGCUGAGGACCUGCAGGAGGCGCUGAGCUCCAUCCUGGGCAUCCUCAAGGCUGUGAAUGACUCCAUGCAUCUCAUCGCCAUCACAGGCUAUGACGGGAACCUGAGCGACCUGGGGAAGCUGCUGAUGCAGGGCUCCUUCAGUGUCUGGACGGACCACAAGAAGGGCCACGCCAAGGUGAAGGACCUGGCCAGGUUCAAGCCCAUGCAGCGACACCUGUUCCUGCACGAGAAGGCCGUGCUCUUCUGCAAGAAGCGGGAGGAGAACGGGGAAGGGUACGAGAAGGCCCCGUCCUACAGCUACAAGCAGUCCUUAAACAUGACAGCUGUUGGCAUCACAGAGAACGUGAAAGGGGAUGUGAAGAAGUUUGAGAUCUGGUACAAUGCCAGGGAGGAAGUUUACAUCAUACAGGCACCGACUCCUGAGAUUAAAGCAGCGUGGGUGAAUGAGAUCCGCAAGGUGCUGACCAGCCAGCUGCAGGCUUGUCGAGAGGCCAGCCAGCACAGGGCACUGGAGCAGUCCCAGAGCCUGCCUCUGCCAGCAUCGUCCAACACGAGUCCUUCGAAAGGGAAUGCAAGAAACGUCAAAAAGUUGGAAGAAAGAAAAACUGACCCCCUAAGCCUGGAAGGAUAUGUGAGCUCAACGACAUUGCCAAAGCCCCCCGAAAAGGGCAAAGAUGACACAGUCACUAGCUCUACCUCAGAAAGCUCUGCGCUUUCCAAGAAGCGCUUUACUCUGCAGGGCUUUGCUAACCUCAAAGGUCAGAAAGCUUCUCCUACCAGUCCUGACAAAAAAGCUAAGCGACAUGAAGUUAAGAGCGAUCCAACGCCUUUUGGGUUACGAGGUUGGAGCAAAACAUCUCACCCAUUGGAGGCCCCUGAGGACAACGACGGCUGGUCGAGUGCUGAGGAGCCGAUUAAUUCCUCAGAUGCGGAGGAAGAAGGCGGAGUGGGCCCCAGGAAGCUGGUUCCAGGGAAGUACACCGUGGUGGUGGACGACGAGAAGGGAAGCCCCAACACGCUGGCCGUGAGGAGCGGAGACGUGGUGGAGGUGGUCCAGGAGGGCGAGGAGGGCCUUUGGUAUGUCAGGAACCUGACCUCCAGCAAGGAGGGCUGGGUGCCGGCCAGCAGCCUGUCCAUGCUCCUCGGCAAGUCCAGCUCGGCGCAGUGCUUGAGCAGCCCAGAGUCCAGCGCAGGGUCCGCUCUGCUGAGCAACUCCUCCAGCUGCAGCGAGAGCUGCGGCGCCCCCCUCUCUGACCUGCAGGGGUAGCACCCGCCGGGCCCCCCGGUGCAGGAGGCAAGCCUGCGGACCCCUAAGUUUUCCUUUGCUUGGGCUUGCCUAGUUUGGUGAGGGGACGGUGCUCUAAGACGCCCUGGACAAGGAGGACCCUGACAAGACCCGGUCGAGGAGCUGCCGCUGCCCACGGAACCUCGUGGUGCAGGACGUGGGGACAUGCAGAGCAAAGGCUCAGGAAGAGUCUGCCCUCCAGCCUCCACGCCAGGAUCCCCUCCCAGGGCACAGGCCCCGGCUCCCAGGGGAAGACCAGAACACCAAGCUUCCUGGGAAAAUCGGAAAGUCUGGGGGUGCCGCAGGCCAACAGACCACCUGUGAAGAAGGGCUCCGAGAAGGGGCCACCCCUUCCGGCCUCCGCCAGGCAGCCAGGGAGGAGCCGGUCCCCACCGCUCUGCUUCGGUUUCUGACAUUUCUGGUCCGGUGCUUUCGCAGGGAUGUGCAUACUAUGGGGCUGCUUCCAAAAGCCGUCACUGAUUCACUGACCCAACAGCUUGAAGAGAGAGGGGGUGGGGGGGACUCUUUUGUCUUCUACACAUUUUUUUUAAAGCAGGGACGAAUCCCACGGCCAUUUUUCAUGGUACUUUGGCCUCUGAUCUUUACCAAGAAUCACUGUGUUUACAUGAAAUGACAAUUUGAUACCGCAUUUGAUAUAAAACUAUUUUUUUGUUACUGGGGUUUACAUGGCAGCACGUUGUACAUGCCGCAGAAUGGUUUGGGGGACUCUCUCGUGGAAAUUGAUGGCAGUCUCUGAAGCCCACCUGGUAGCAGGUGAAUGAAAAUAUGUCCCUUGAUAAAAUCAGGCAGCAUUUCUACACACGAAAGCAGUUAGAAACCAAGGAAAUGUCUUUACCUGUGUAGUUAAUUUUCGAAAGGACAUUUAAACUAUAAGUUAAAAUACUAACCUUCUUUUCUACAAAAAAAAAAGUGGGGACUCUUGAUUUUUUUUUUAACAAGCUUCACUGAAUUAGGAUUUUUAAAUUGUUUUUUAAAAAAAUACAUAAAGAUGCAUUUUCUGCAGGGUAUCAUCUGAACCAAUGAUGUCAUAUGUAGCUUAGUGCAAACCUGAGCUCAACUCGCCUCUGCCUCUUCCAACCUCCUCCACCUGCACACGGAGUAAAAUCGCCCUGCGUGUUCUGUAUAAAAUCACCCGGAGUAUAGAAAUUUAAAGGUGCAGAGUUUAUUUUAUUCCAAUCAAAGCAGAACUGGAAAGAAAACUCUUCUGUUUUACCUUUUUUGUGUGUUUCAGAAACACCUUCUGUUCUUUGGAAACACUCUCUGUAUCGGCUGGGGCAGAUAUUUUUAUAUGUGUGUAUAUAUGUUGAUGCGUGUACAUAUGUAUCCAAUGUAAGGGAUGUAUUUAUAGCCUCCAUGCUGCUGGAUAUUGUCACUUUACAGCCCUCCCUGAGCCCGGGCCCUGCCGUAGCGAGGCCGACAGGCUUCCUCCCACCACCAUGGGCAAGGCCUCAUCGCUAGCCAGGCCUUGGAGUGUGGUAAUAAACCAGUAAAUGUGCAAGACCUGGCAGCUUUUCUUCUGGUGUAUAAAUUAUUUGAAAAAAAAAUGAUGUGUCUCAUAAUUUAAUUAAUAUAUUGAUUGUUCAGACACCGUUCCUGCCAUCUCAGCCCGGGAUUGCCCACCAUUUUUUGUGAUCGCUUCCUCAUAAAGGCACUUUAAAACCUCAUGUCUUAGUCACUGUUUUGUGUGUUUUUUUCUGCUGAUGUAAAUGAAAUUUGAAAAUCCGAGUUCUUUAUUAUAUGGAUGGAGUUUGAAUAAAUAUCAGCAACUCUU